GAAAUCUUUAUUCUAUUAGUGAUUUAGGAUUAAGUAAACCUAUAGAAUAUUAUCAAUUACCAUUUAAAAAACAUAAUAUUUAUGGUAUUUUACCAUUUAUAGCACCUGAAAUUUUAAAUGAACAACCUUACACUUUAGCUAGUGAUAUUUAUAGUUUUUCUAUAAUUAUGUGGGAAAUAAUAUCUGGAGUUAUUCCAUUUAAAAAUGAAGCUUAUGAUUUUCACCUUUGUUUAGAUAUUUGUAAAGGUAGACGUCCUGAAAUUAUUAAAAAUACUCCACAAUGUUAUAUAGAUUUGAUGAAAAAAUGUUGGAAUAUAAAUCCAUUAAAAAGACCAACAGCAUUAGAAAUUCAUAAUAUUAUUAAAA
Molecule: messenger RNA, 366 nt
Organism: Funneliformis geosporum
Lineage: Eukaryota; Fungi; Glomeromycota; Glomeromycetes; Glomerales; Glomeraceae
Source: the annotation of a GenBank genome assembly